This is a messenger RNA of Trichoderma asperellum CBS 433.97, 1730 nucleotides long. RefSeq lists its product as uncharacterized. The record is from RefSeq and is a predicted model, not a curated record. Lineage: Eukaryota; Fungi; Ascomycota; Sordariomycetes; Hypocreales; Hypocreaceae. Gene Ontology annotation, biological process: protein insertion into mitochondrial outer membrane; phospholipid transport; establishment of mitochondrion localization. Gene Ontology annotation, cellular component: SAM complex; ERMES complex.
GUAGCGACCAGUUCAGAGAGGCAUGUGCAACGAGCGCUGAGAUGCGCUCGUUCAUGGACUAUGUCCACAGUGCUUUCUACGAGGCUACCGGGUGGAGGCGUGACAACUCGUAUGCUGCGCUGAAUUCGACAACCGACGCUCUCUUGAACUUCAGCACUCCUCGAGGUCUACGUCUCACCCUCUCAGCUCUCGCCAGCCCGAAUUUCGCUACGUCCUAUCAAUUGGGCUCAGUCGGUGUGGUUGAUGGCUCCAUCAGUUACUUAUUCUCCUCCGUUCCUCUGCGAGUACUCUUGACGCCUCAGUCUGAAAACGUCCCGCUGCCAGAUCUUCUUCGAUCCUACCGCCACUUAACGCCUGUCGCUCGACGAGAUGACGCUUCACUGAGACUCCCGGAUGACAAGGACAAGGUCAACGAGUCACUGCUAUACGGCCGGCUCUACCUCCCACAGUCGCAGCUAGAGGCCCUGUUGGUACGGCGGCUAUCUCCGGCUUUACAGGCACAAUUCAGUGCUGUGUCGGGCCAACACCUUAGAAACGGGGGCACGGCUCUGGGUUUAGUCCAAUACGAUGUUGGAAGGUAUGCGCUUGAGGGAUUGGCCUCCACAGACGGCGGAUUGUUAGGCUUCAGAGGAGUCUACAACUUCGGGGGCGACCUGAGCAGCAAGAAACACACCCAUCACCCAGCUUCGUCAUCUACUGCAGAGAAUGGAAAUGGGCAUGGCAGUGGCAACGGAGAUAAAGAGAGGAUAUAUGGGCGCUUCAGUACCGGAGGAGAAAUCUACUAUGGCACACUCAACAAGUCUGGCGGCAUAAGCAUAGGGGCGAGGUUUGCCACUUUGCCGGACCAUAAGGGGACGCCACUGUCUGCUACGCUCACGCUGAACCCGCUCAUGGGCAACAUUGCGGCGAGCUACGCGGUCAUGGCUGGAAAGGAUUGCAGUCUUGCAACAAGAAUGGAAUUCAACUUCUUUAGCUAUGAGAGCUCAUGGGCUGUGGGUAUGGAACUGUGGAGGAAGCCCUUUGCUGCUGCAGUUGCAGAAGCAGAGACUCCUUUUGCAGGCGCCGCUCCUGAGAAGAAGACGGCUCAAAAGUUGCCCUCAGUUGCCAAAGCAUCUACUAUCCAGCCUGAUGGAAAGGUGAUUGACCCGAAAAAUACGACCGGAGUUAUAUCAACGCCAGCUCCAGUACCAUCACCAGCUGAACGCAGUUUCAACGCGAAACUAGAGUGGAGGCUGGAUGAGCCAGAAAAGCCGGCGGAGAAACCGGUGGAAAAGAAGACGGGACCGAAACCAAAUGGUGGCAGUGUUCAUUCCAAGCAAAAAGCUAAGAAGACUCUCCCCAAGGCAGUGGCAGUGCAACCCGUUAAAAAGAUAGAAAAGGAAGUUCUGGAAGAAACUGAGGAGAAAGAGGAGUAUGCUGGAGUAGUGAAGGCGAGGCUAGACCAGAAUCUCCGACUUGGAGUGCUGUGGGAAGGACGCGUAAAAUCGCUACUGUUUAGUCUCGGCAGUGGGAUUGAUCUGAGGAUGAUGAACAAACCAUUCCGAACCCUUGGUCUGGAGAUUCAAUUUUCCUCGUGACGGGUUGGUGUAGCUGCGAAGUGUUAUUACCUGAUAGAUAGGAACUCCGUAUCGUACUAAUCUCGGAAGUCUCAACUCCACUUGAAAGAGAUUCAUUUAAAGAAAAAAAAAAUUCAAUACUUCAUAUAUGCUUAUCCACCGUCUUAUUUGGCC